Molecule: messenger RNA, 522 nt
Organism: Ilex paraguariensis (yerba mate)
Lineage: Eukaryota; Viridiplantae; Streptophyta; Magnoliopsida; Aquifoliales; Aquifoliaceae
Source: the annotation of a GenBank genome assembly
AUGCUCGUUCUUCUCAGAACACAUGACUUCCGACGACGAAUAAGCACAGGAACAGAUUUAUUAGUGGACUAUGGUGGGGAAACGAAAAACGAUUCUGCCGUACGUGAAACAAUCGCGGGCUCACUCGGAGGGAUAGUCGAGGCCUGUUGUUUACAGCCCGUUGAUGUCAUCAAGACUAGGCUUCAACUCGACCGGUCCGGUUCAUACAAGGGAAUUAUCCACUGCGGCGCGACGGUGAUUCGUACUGAAGGUGUGAGGGCACUUUGGAAGGGUUUAACUCCUUUUGCAACUCAUUUGACCUUGAAGUAUGCGCUUCGGAUGGGGUCCAAUGCAGUGCUUCAAUCAGCGUUCAAGGAUCCGAAGACGGGGAACGUGAGUCCUCAUGGGAGGGUUCUUGCUGGGUUCGGUGCUGGCGUUAUUGAAGCUCUAGUCAUUGUCACACCAUUUGAGGCUUUCUAUACCCGUUCCAGAUUUUCAGUGUUUCCAUUAGCAAGGCAACUUAAAGCCACAAGUUCUCAUUGA